UGUACAUGUAAAGUACCGUAUACACACAAUUAUCGGGUAUCAUCGCAUUCCACAUCGGCUAGCCCUUGACGCGACUCGACUACGAAUUUGUCUUUUUAGGGUCAUUUUUCUUGUAUGAGUUAUGGAUUCCUCAGACGGUCCAACAGGCAGCAACCAAACUGAAUCUCAGAUGCAUCAUGAACAGUUCUGGGAGAGACAGAUGGAAACCAUCAGGAACUUGAAGAAUAGUGAUUUCAAGAAAGCGCAGGAGCUUCCGUUAGCCAGAAUCAAGAAGAUUAUGAAGCUAGAUGAAGAUGUCAAGAUGAUAAGUGCUGAAGCCCCGGUGUUAUUUGCCAAGGCUGCUGAAAUCUUCAUUACAGAACUCUCACUCAGAGCGUGGCUUCAUACAGAAGAGAAUAAAAGAAGAACACUUCAGAGGAAUGAUAUCGCCAUGGCAAUCACCAAGUAUGAUCAGUUUGAUUUCUUGAUUGAUAUUGUACCAAGAGAUGAGCUCAAACCACCUAAGAGAUCGGAGGGUCAGCUGCAGCAGACGGCCAUACCGGCCGAUCAAGUCCAGUAUUAUUUCAGCGUUCCUCAGCAGGGUCAGAACCAAGGGUCAAGUACCGUGCAAGUCCAGAACACCGCUGCUGCUGCUACUGUGGUCAGUGCUGCUAACACCUCAGCUGGUCAGCUCGCUACAACUCAACCACAAGUUCAGUUUAUCACCGUUGGUGGUAACCAAUCUGGGACUAGUGGUACCCAGCAGCAGCAGCAACUGCUUCAGUCUUUGCAGCAGAUCCAGACAGGUUCGGAUGGUCAAACGACCUUGAUAAACUCACAAGGUCAGGUCAUCCCUAUCCAGCUACCAGCGGGUACCAAUUUACAGCAGGUGGUGGCUAAUGCCAGUGGGGAUAAUCAACAGAUUCAAUUUGCUGGCAAUCAGCUGCAGUAUGUCAGACAAAGCAGCUCUGGUAAUCAACAACAGACGGCUGGACAGGAAUUCAUCACACAGCUAUCAGGAGGACAGAUCUUCCAGAUUCAACAGGUUCCUGGCCAGACCCAAGCAGGUGGUAACCUAGGACAACAGGUGUUCCUUCAACAAGCCUUGCCGGAAACGACGACUACCAGCUCAGAGCAACAGUGAUUGACACCUUGUAUAGUGACCACAUGUUAGGAAGAGAGACAUACAUUGUAAAGGGUAUCACAGUUGAUGGCAAGAUCUUCUAAGGUCUCCUGUCCAUAUCCUGUUUAAAUCAAGCGAAAUGAACAACUUCUGAAGGACAUUGAGCGGAUGAUGUGUGAUUCGUUGCAUGUUAGGAUGAAGGAUAGUGCUUCUGUUAAAGAUCUUCUGAGGAUAUCCCACAUAAAUCAAGCGAUUGCUACAAUCUUUGAUGCGAUUACAGGUGAUAUUAGGAGCUCCUAUCGAUGUUCUUUUUAAAUCAAGCUAUAGCCUCCAUGAAACACUGAAUGGAAACCUUUAUUGCAUUUUAUAAAGAAAAGUAGAGCUUCUAUUCAAGGUGUAGUGUGGAUAUCCCAUUUGAAUCAAUCAAUUGCUUCAACCUCCGAGAAACUGUGAGUGAACCUCUUGUAUUUUAAUUCUGAAAUAGGAAGAGACACAAUUGAAUGUUAUAGCUGAUCUGUCGAUAUCCAAAUCAAGCGGUUGCUACAUGUACAACCUACAUGUGGAACAAUGAAUGGAAACGUCUAUGUGAAAUAAUGGAUGGAAACCCAUUUUUUAUGGCAUGCACAUGUAAGGAAAGAGACACAAAUGAUGACCGACAGUCACUAUGCUACCAGGGACCGGUUGCAGAAAGAGUUACGAUCAAACGCAAUUAAAAAAAUCUUACGCAACUUGAUUUUUCAGCCAACGAAGCACCCGUAUUCGGGACUUGUGCGUGAUGUUUUGACUUGCUUUUUAAGCACCCGAAUUCUUUCUGCAACAGGCCCCAGGUUCUCUUACUGGUAGCAACAAACUUUAAUAGAGCAACAGUGAUGGGCACGGUUGAUAGGGCUGUCAUUGAGUCGUUUUGUUUGCCUGUAAAUCUCAGGGGAGGGAAUAUCCAUACUAGGUGACAGGGAGUUAUUGAAUGUUAGGUUUCUGACAUGAUACUGAAAUUAUUUUGAUUCCCAUGUGCAGAUGGCCCUGGGAUGCCACUUUUUCAGACCAAGCAUAGACUGCACAUUUCUUGUUUGCAAAUGCCCAGCCUAGGUAAUUUCAGCUGUUUAUAUCCAUUCUGAGUGGCUUCCCUCUACCAACAUUAUCGUCACCAAUAUUUGUCAUGCUUUUUUUUAUCACACUUAAUUUAUUAACAGAGUUUUAGUAACUGUGUAGUGCUUACUGUUUAAUGAAAUGGCUUGUACAAUUCUUAACUAUUGAAGAUAAAAAUUGAUUCAAUGUAUAUUUUGUUUUCCUUUUUUAAAGUAAAGCACAUAAGUUUGUUCCGAAUGAACUGGUUGGUCUAGAAGGUCAGUAAUUGGGGCAGUUUCCAGUAGAAGCAAAACAGAAAUUACCAAGAUAAGGGUGCUCAUGGAUUUUAUUUGUUUUAUAUAGAAUGCUUCUUGUCAUGUAAUUGGUAUCUUAUUGGAAGCCAUCUUUGUUCAUAAUUUUUAUAAAUAAAUAUGAAUUUGUACAUAUUUAAA
Molecule: messenger RNA, 2619 nt
Organism: Lytechinus variegatus (green sea urchin)
Lineage: Eukaryota; Metazoa; Echinodermata; Echinoidea; Temnopleuroida; Toxopneustidae
Gene: nfyc
Product: nuclear transcription factor Y subunit gamma-like
Exons: 10
Coding region: 122-1123 (333 amino acids)
Biological process (GO): regulation of DNA-templated transcription
Cellular component (GO): nucleus; CCAAT-binding factor complex
Molecular function (GO): protein heterodimerization activity; DNA-binding transcription activator activity, RNA polymerase II-specific; DNA binding
Source: RefSeq, a predicted model, not a curated record